Molecule: messenger RNA, 3816 nt
Organism: Linum tenue
Lineage: Eukaryota; Viridiplantae; Streptophyta; Magnoliopsida; Malpighiales; Linaceae
Source: the annotation of a GenBank genome assembly
UUUCCAUUUAUUUUUCCCCCAAUCUGAUUCAAUCGCUCAGCUUUUUGUCAGGCAGAUAGACGGGCAGAUCUAUCGCCGGACAUGCUCUUCUCCUUCUCCAAACAAUCCGUAACAGAAAAAACAUCCCCCAUUCCCCACGUUCUCUACCUCUCUCCAACAACAAUGGCGGCAAUGGCCGACUCCGGCUUGGAUCUAGGAGCUUCUGCUUCGUUCUCCUUCUCGGGCGGGGAAAGCAGGUUUGCUGAUACUGGGAAUUUGGAACACUGCGCCAAGUACUUGAACCAGACGCUCGUUACGUUCGGCUUUCCUGCCUCCCUUGAUCUCUUCGCUACUGAUCCGGUUUCGAUUGCUCGGACGUGCAAUUGCAUUUACUUUCUGCUCCAGCAGAGGCAGCGAGAUAUUGAGUUCAGAGAGUCUGCUAAUGAUCAGAGACAGAGGCUGUCGUCGGAUAUAUCAAGAUUGGAAGCAAAGGUUGAGAGGCUUGAGGCACAGCUACAAGUGAAGGAAAGGGAAAUUGCUACAAUUACCAGAACGGAUGCUAAGGCUGCAGCAGCAUUCAAGGCCCAGAUUGAAAAACUUCAGCAGGAAAGAGAUGAGUUUCAAAGGAUGGUGAUUGGUAAUCAGCAAGUGAGGACUCAACAAAUUCAUGAAAUGAAGAAGAGAGAAAAGGAGUACAUAAAGCUACAGGAGAAGCUAAAUCAAGUUCUGAUGGAGAAAAAGAAGGAAUCAAGGUCUGGCAUGGAGAUUAUGAAUUUGCUUCAGAAAGAAGGGCGGCAGCGAGGUACUUGGAAUGGAAAGAAGACUGAUACUGACUUCUAUAAGAAAAUUGUUGAUGCAUAUGAGGCUAAAAACCAGGAACUGAUGAAUGAGAAUAAUGACCUGAGGGCAUUGUUACGGUCAAUGCAGACUGACAUGCGUGAUUUCAUCAAUGCUCCAAACGGUCCGUCCAAGCAGUCUUUGCCAGUCAAUGACCGACCUGAAGUUGACCCUACACAGUCUCCUUUGGGAGGAAGGACGGAUCUGUUUGAUAUGCCUUUGCACAUGGCUAGGGAUCACAUAGAAGAAAGCCUUCGAAAUAAGAUGGCAUCCAUAAAGCUGGAAGAUAUUGAUGUCUGUUUGCCUUUGCUUUUGAAGGAGCGCAUGGUCGAAUUGCAAGAUGCACAGAAGGAAGCAGAAGUUACGUCAGAAGCUACUGAGAGAGAACUUGAGCUCGAAGCUCAACUUGUUGAGGCCAGGAGCAUAAUCCAAGAGCAGGCAUCCCUCAUGUCUAAACAUCUUCCUAAGUCCGACAGGCCGCCAAGGGAAUCCAUCACUCCGUCCCCAACUGAGACUCCCGGGGAUGGAGCUGAUAGCGGGAGAAGCGUGUUUGAUUUGGGCGCGUUCGUAGGUGAUUUGACUGCUCUGGAUGACGAUGCCAGCAGUGAUGAAAUAUCGCUUGAAGGGCUGGAGCAGGAGCUGGAAGAGUGCAAAGGCGAUGAUGUGGUUGAGAAUAUUUUGUCCAAGGGUACAAAGCUGAGGGAGUAUACAAAAGGAGUUGAGAACAAUUUGCGGCAGGUUGAAUUGGAUUCGAUUCAGGAUUAUAUAAAAGAAAGUGACAAUUUGGUGUCUCUCCAUGAACAAAUUCGUGACUGCGACAGCAUCUUGUCACAGAUGGAGACCCUCCUCAGUGGGUUCCAGACUGAGAUUGGUUCUAUUGGUUCGGACAUAAAAAUUCUUCAAGAGAAGUCUAUGGACAUGGGUCUAAGGCUGAAAAACCGGAAGGUUGCUGAAUCAAAGCUAGAAAAAUUUGUCGAAGACAUUAUAGUCCCACCCAGAAUGGUUGAUGUGAUUAUUGACGGAGAGGUCAAUGAUGAGUAUUUGAGAACUCUCGAGAUGCUUAGUAAGAAGUUGAUUUUCGUUGAGUCCGAUUCUUUGAUUAAAACUUCUAAAGCUCUGAAGGAUGUACAGCCUGAGCUUGACAAGCUGAGGCAGAAAGCAGUGUCCAAGGUUUUUGAUUUCAUUGUUCAGAAGCUUCAAGCUCUGAGAAAACCUAAAACGAAUAUCCAGAUCCUUCAACAAAGUGUUCUUUCAAAGUACAAGUAUGUCAUUUCCUUUUUAAAAGAGCAUGGCAAGGAGGUGUACACUGAAGUUCGCGCUGCGUACAUUGACACAAUGAACAAGGUUCUAAGUGCAUGUUUCCGUGCAUACAUUCAAGCGCUGGAGAAACUACAGUUAGAUAUAGCAACUUCGAGUGAUUUGAUUGGUGUGGAGACCAGAAGUACUGGCUUGUUUUCGAGAGCCAGAGAGCCGCUGAAGAAUCGAUCUGCUGUUUUUGCUGUGGGAGAUAGGAUUAGCAUCUUGAAGGAAAUUGAGCAGCCAGCAUUGAUUCCACAUAUAGCUGAAGCCAGUUCCCAGAAGUAUCCUUAUGAGGUCCUCUUCAGGAGCUUACACAAGCUGCUACUGGAUACAGCCACUUCAGAGUAUGAUGGAAUAACUUUCAGAUACUUGUUCCUUCUCAUUUUCCCUUGCUGGCAGUGUAUGGAUUUUGAUUUUCUCCUCGUCGUGCAGCACAAUGCAACUGUUGAUUUUGUCUCUCUGGAUUUCUUAGGUCCCCUUGCUGCGAUUGAUGAGCACUUCAAUUCAAUACUGCCAAACAGUUAUGAUGCAAUGGGCCUAAUGCUAAUGAUUCGUAUCAUACAUCAACAUCAGCUAACUAUGUCUCGGCGCCGAAUUCCCUGUUUGGACUCAUAUCUUGACAAGGUUAAUAUAGCAUUGUGGCCCCGUUUCAAGCUCGUGUUCGACAUGCACCUUAGUAGCUUGAGGAAUGCUAAUAUAAAGACAUUGUGGGAAGAUGAUAUCCAUCCUCAUUAUGUCAUGAGGCGCUAUGCUGAAUUCACUGCUUCUCUUAUUCAUCUCAACGUCGAAUAUGGAGAUGGGCAGCUUGAAUUGAAUAUGGAAAGGCUCAGAAUGGCUAUUGAUGACUUGAUUAUCAAGCUUGCUAAAACAUUCACAAAACCAAAACAACAGAUUGUGUUCCUUAUAAACAAUUACGACAUGACGAUUGCUGUAGUCAAGGAAGCAGGCCCUGAAGGCGGGAAAAUUCAAAUGCAUUUUGAGGAACUGCUGAAGAGCAAUACGGCAUUGUUCGUGGAGGAGCUCCUUAUGGAGCAUUUUGGGGACCUAAUCAAGUUCGUCAAGACUCGAGCUUCGGAGGACCCAAAUUCCAAUCAAGAUAAGCCCCUAACUACCUCAGAAGUCGAACCACUCGUCAAAGACUUCGCCAGUCGGUGGAAAGCCGCGAUCGAGCUGAUGCACAAAGACGUCAUCACGUCAUUCAGCAACUUCUUGUGCGGGAUGGAGAUCCUGAGGGCUGCACUGACCCAACUCCUCCUUUACUACACUAGGCUAUCCGAUUCCAUCAAGAGAAUCACUGGCGGAUCGGCUCUCAACAAAGAUCUCAUCUCCAUAUCCUCCAUCAUGUACGAGAUCAGGAAAUACUCCAGAACUUUCUAGACUGUCUUGCAUUGCGUAUCAAAACCAGCUGAAUUCUAACCCCCAUGCAACCGGUAUGGUCUGAAAGGGAGAGGAAUCUAGCUGAGAGUUGUUGUGCUAAGAGAAGUCAUUGAAUGGUGUAAGUUGAUGCUGAAAUGAUUGUAAGGAAGCAUAUCCUUUAUUUGCUUUUUUUGUUGUUUAGGUACUAUUAAAGGCAUUCGAACCUGAUACAUUCCGCACCAUAAAUAGUGGUAUUACCACUAAACGAACCUCAUUCGUUUUUGCUGACUUACUCCAGAAAGAAGCAUGUUAUCUAUCUACAAAAAGAAAAAUUAUAUACUUCGA